Messenger RNA from Parnassius apollo (apollo), 15837 nucleotides. The record is from the annotation of a GenBank genome assembly. NCBI's taxonomy places the organism in Eukaryota, Metazoa, Arthropoda, Insecta, Lepidoptera, Papilionidae.
AUGGCCGCAUCGGGGGCUAAUAUCGAAUGGUCUACUACUGUUAAACCAAUUUUAACGGCACUUUAUGGUCCAUUUUUCGACAGAAAUGAUGCACUGGAAAUUAUUCAAUCCAUUAUCAAAAGUGAAAGCGAGUUUCAGAACCAUGAAGAUAUAUAUGAUUUAUUUUAUACAUGUUUUGCAUGUCUUUCUGCUCAUUUCAUCAGCAUCAAUGUACACAAUUUACCUGUUGACCAACUAAGUUCAGCAUGUGAUGCAUUCAGGAUUAUAUUACAACAAAUUCUUAAGAAGCUCUCCGAAGCUGGAUUGAGCUAUGACGAGAACACCACUACUACUGCUGCUCCAAAUGUUUCUGUCAAGCAGUUACUUUUACCGAUAGUAGGACUGUGUGGCAUUGACGGAGGUGGCUACCCUCAAUCUGAUCUAGUAAUAUUGACAUCUUUGUUGAAGAAUGCUAAGUUGCCAGCGCAUGUUAAUGUAUCAGAAACUCAAACAACAAAGUCUUCAGUAAUUCAAAGUUCUAUCACAUCCCUUGCAUCACAAACAUCGAGCAAUGAGAAACUAGCGCUCGCUUAUGCUCAACGUCGUUCAGAUGCGCUCCUAGAACAGUUAACGAUGCCAUUGAGGAAUCAGACCACUUCGAUGCCAACAUCGCAGGUCCAGCCUGCUGCAGUGGUCAUGUCUCCCGGAAGUAAAGACAGUUUGGAAAGUUCUAAAGAACCCAAUGCUAACCAACAGCCAUCCAUUGAUAUGAAGAAGUGGAUGGCAUCAACAUGUGCAUCUUUGCUAAUGGAGCUUAGAGCUGGCUUCACUGUGCUGAAGGUUUGCUCCUCAUUGCCAUGCUUGCAGCGGUAUCUUAAUCGCUGGCAAAUGGCAAAGGAAUCCGCCAUUGCACCACAAUUUAACUCUGAUGUCUCACUCCUCCAUUUUCUGGUGAAUGAAGUGCACGUUUGCCGAUUGGCGUUGUCGUUACCGUGCUUGGAGCCGUUCACGGCCGACCGCAUUGCAACACUCAGCGACAUUGCCACUGCGUGGCUGCUGUGUGCCACCGCUCAGGCCUCCCUUAACCCGAAAGAUGAGGAGAGUGAACAGCAGACAGCAACAUUAGUGGAAAGUGCCCUCAGCUUAUACAACACUGUUGGGGAAACAUUCAAGCAAUCCACACGGGCUGGUGGAUAUGUUUAUCAAAAUCAUCUUAUGAUCGGCGCCUGGGUAUUGCUGUGUGGUCUACAUCACUCGCUCGCUGGUGCACCGUACCCAUCGUCGGUACCGGGCAAGAGCCCUGCUAAAGCUCCAUCAAGGCCUUACAAUCUAACUAAAAUGCAGCAGGGUCUGAGUGUGGUGUGGGUGGCGCUGGGCGGGCGCUGGCUGGCGUGGAGCGGUGCCCUGCUGGGCGACGCGCGGCUGGAGGCGCUGGGCUGCGAGCCGGCCACGGCCGACGAGCCGGCGCCACUGCACGUGCUCGACCACCACUCCGCGCACGAGCGUGAGCUCCGUCUUGCGCACGCCGCACCCUUGCACCAGCUCUUGGUAGCACUUGGCGUAGUGUGUUAUCGCAAAGCAACAAAUUUGAAGCGCGCCGUUGUGCAGAAGCAGCACCAGGAUGCUGAUCCCGACCGCUCCGACUCCACUGUUUACUUCCAGGACAUGAUUCUAUGCUCCGAAGACUCUGAAACUGAUGAUGAAGACAGCGAGCCGUUGUUUGGGCUUUGGUUCGAGUCGACGCUGGUAGCGCCCGAUGCCGCGGAGGCGGCGGCGCGCGCCGGCACCGACGCCAACGACAACAGCGACGCGCCCGCGCGCCCGCACGCCAUCGUGCCCGACAAGGCGGAGCCCUACUCGUACAUAGCGCUGGCGACGGAAGUGUUCACGCUGCUGAGCGCGGAGCUGAUCAGCGAGGGCGUAGAGCGGCUGGGCGCGGGCGCGCUGCAGCUGCACGACUCGCACCAGGCGCUGCUCGCCGCGCUCGCCAAGGACCUCGACAGGGAGAGCGCGCGCACCGACUCCGGCGCCAUCUCGUCGUGCUACGGCGCGCGGCUGUGCGCGCUGUACGCGGAGUUCAGCUCGGCGCUGGUGCGCUACCUGCACAACCUGAGUAGCGCGCCCGCAUUCGCUGCGCUGCAGCCCGCGCUACACCAUCAGUUGGCCGGCGCCGCGCCCGCCCUCGCGCCCGACCGCUCCAACAUCACCCCGCUGCAGGUUGGUCCUCGCGUUGUAAAACUCUUAGGCAGCAUGGUUCUGAGCAAACCAGCAGCUGAUCGUGAAAACAGUAUCCUUGUGAUGUGGCACAAGAUUGUUAAUACGCUGCAGGAAUGUGCUCUACAGCCGCAGCCAUCACAGGACCAUGAUUAUGAAGAUUUGAAUGUUGAACAUGCCCAGUUGCUGGUUUAUCUAUUCCAUUCGUUGACAUUAAUGCAGAAAAAAUCUGUCCUUCUUAUGACCUCUAAUGCUAUUAUAAAAGUUGUGGAGACCUUGGCAAUUAACGACAGAAAGCGAGCUAUGACCUUGGCACCGCAUCAGCUUAUGCUUACUACACGACUGAUGCUCCUAUUGGAGUAUCUCAUGCGACAUCUUUACGAUGCACCUCACACAUUACUACAACAGAUUGAAUGGAACCUUGUAAUUGCACCCGGCCUCGCCCAACGUUCGGCAGACGCAGGCGGUUUUUCUUUCAACGUUCGGACAGACAAUGGGCAGUUCAAAUCACGUGUAUACUGCGAAGUUCCACAUAUCGAACCUGCAUACAGACACUUCUCACCAGAUGAGACUUCAAUGAGACCGAAAUUCUACUCCUUGACUGGCGCCGAGGUAAACAACCAGGAGAAUCCAAAAUUCGACGGUCUAGCUUGCAACUUUGUGCUGGGAACGCCGCAUAAGCUCAAGUACCCUCUACUUCUCGACGCAUUACUAGCGUUGCUAAAUUCUGCGUGCAUCUGCGACAACCCUCAGAACUACUCCUCGCUUUCCGCCCUCGCUGCAGCACACUACUGCUUCCAAACCGCCUGGAGGUUGGUGAUCAGCAUGCCGCCGGCUACGCCACACAUGGACAAGUUGCAGGCGGGCACGAAGGCGGAGCUCCCGUCCCCGCUGCCGCUGCACGCCAUGGUGUGGGCGCCGCGCGCCGACAACAAGAAAGUCUUCAACCCCUGGCUCAAGGACGCGCUCGUCAAGCAGGGCAUGUAUACGCAGUAUGCUGAAAAUUUACUUGCUGGUGUGAGUGCAUCCUGUGACAACAUCAAAUACACAGCUUGGCUUGCUUCAGAAACCAUUAAACAUUUAAAACAAAAUAUCACGUCGAGUGGACUUCCGUCUCUCCUGGAUGUAAUCUCUUGCGAUUGUGCAUUAAUGAGACUGAAAAUGUGUUUAGCUGAUUCUACAUCGGCUGCAGAAGCACACCAGUUCAUGCCCAAUCUCCUAGAGCUUUUGGAGACUUUAUUUGACUGCUGUCGCGUGGGCGCGAAAGCAGAGCUGGCGAGCACGUCGGAGGCGGGCGUGUCGGCGGCGGAGCGCGCGGUGAGCGCGGCGCGGCUGUCGGUGUGCAGCGGCGGCGCUACGCGCGCGGGCGGCGCGGCGGCGGGCGCGCCUGCGCUGGCCGCCUGGCUGCGCGCGCCGCUGCCGCCAUCUACCAUCGCCGCGCUCGAUCGUAUCGCCGUGCCGCCGCCCAUCCUUUGCAUCAACCCCGAAUUCUUUGAAUCGCAUAUCAUCCCAUCUGAGAGUGCAGUGCUAACUCUGGUGACGGCGCACUGUGAGCUUAUUACCGCCAACAGCAAGUACUCGAUCGGGCCUUCUCUAAAGAUGCUAGCAUAUUCUGCCGCUAAGCUGCUCGAAAUUGGUGCACCAAAGUUGGCUGAAAACAAUAAUCUUAUGAAUAAAGCCAUCGGCUUGAUUGUACCUGCUUUGACGGAUGGUGCUCUAGAAUUCUUAUCAGAGCCGUUAACUGCGACCUUGAACACACUAGUCCCGCAGACGUUGACUGCGGAACAAUUAAUACACGAGCACAUUUUGAAGACCACAUACACUGUGCUUGUAGACCAUUUACAACCAUCUACAGAGAAAACUUUACGUCAUAUGAUUAAGUAUUGGGAAAAGAUUUUGGAUCGUUUGGCUGGAAGAAAAGCAUAUGAAGCCGUUUUCUGUGAGGACUCUGGUUAUUCACUUGGUAAAAUACUACUGUCGGCUCCUAAUGCUAGGAGCCCAUAUACAGAAAGAGUAGUUAGAUUAUUCAUUAAGAUAUUUACAUGCUGCGAAAAAAAUGAACUCAACAUGUCCCUCUGUAUAUCUGUGUGCAAAUCCAUUGGAUUGGCUGACCAGCAAAAUUUGGCCAAUUUACUUUCCUACAUUUGUUCAACGGCACCUGGCAAUGCGUGCGCGAACGAAGUAGCGGGCGCGUCGAACGAUACGCCUACGGAGGCGGAGCUGGUGACACCGACGUCGUGCGCGCCGGACGCAGCCGGCGCCCCCGCUCCCGCCCCCGCGCCCGCCCCCGCCUCCGCCCCGCUUGCCUUCCGCAGCGCGCCGCGCGCCGACACCGUACCGCCUGGUUUCGAAACGCCGUGCCCAGCGCCAAGAACCCAAUCUGAUACUGCUCAGCAAUCCGGAAAUUCAGAAAGCUGCAGUUGGUCGGACGGCAGCAAGGACAACGUGGGUGUGGCUCUAGCCGAGCCCUCACCCUCACAACUCUCUGACUCGUACAACGAAAAUGUGUUUCUGUUUUCUGCGCUCUGUCGGCACAUCAUCCACCAUUGCGAUGAGGAGGUGAGCUCGCGUAUGGUGUGCGCGCUGGUGGGCGUCUUCAGCGAGGGCUGCCCGCCCAUGCUGCUGCGCGAGCUGUGCCGGCUGGCCGACGCGCACUCCGGCGCCGACCACAAGUUGCUCUUCCCCGCCGCUGUCGGCUGGCUAGCCGCAUGCGUGGACAAUCUCAGCAGUUCCGAAACUCUAGAGAAACUAGAAGAGGGCCAAGUUGGCGGUGCUCUCGCUCCACAGAUUGAGUCGGCGUGCGUACUGUUGUCAUACUUAGCCGACGCUCUACAUGCCAUAAACACGUCACCGCCUCAAGCAUGGCGGUCUCUGAGUCCUACAUGGGAAUCUCCAUCGGACCUCGGUUUCGACUUUGACUACACAGAUGAACAACAAGAUGAUGAUGAUACUAGCGCCGAUGAUUCUGAUGAGGACGCGAUGCUGCAGUACAAGCUGUGCACAUUCACGGUGACGCAGCGCGAGUUCAUGAACCAGCACUGGUACCACUGCCACACGUGCAAGAUGGUUGACGGCGUGGGCGUGUGCACGGUGUGCGCACGUGUCUGCCACCGCGGACACGACGUCUCAUACGCAAAGUUUGGCAAUUUCUUCUGCGAUUGCGGAGCCAAGCCUGACUCGAGCUGCCAAGCGCUGGUGAAGCGGUCGGCGACGCUGGGCGGCGCGCGCGCUGCCGGCGGCGAGGAGAGCGCGCCGGCGCCGUCGCUGCGCCGCCGCCCCUCCAGCCCCACCCCGCCCACCUACCUCGCGCCGCCGCGCCGCCCCGCGCUCGCGCACAACAUACAAGGGUGCCGCGCGUACCUGUGGUCGUACGGCGCGUGGGGCGCGUGCGUGCAGCGCGUGCGGCGGCUGCUGUGCGCGCUGGCGGGCGCGGCGCGCGCGGCCUGCGAGCGCACCAGCGCGGUGGGCGCGCACUCCCGCGCGCAGCGUGCGCUCGCGCAGCUACACCUUGGCGUCAAGCGCUUCCAGCACACCGACACACUCGUCAUGCCCACGCUCGGCUCCCAAGAAGGUGCAUUUGAGAACGUUCGCAUGUCGUACACGGGCGAAAAUGGUCAGACAAUCCGGCAGCUGAUGUCGGCACACAAACUGCGCCGCGUUGCCAUGUGCUGCCUCGCCUCGCCGCACGGCCGCCGCCAGCAUCUUGCAGUCUCGCAUGAAAAAGGCAAAAUUACCGUUCUGCAACUGUCUGCGCUUCUGAAACAAGCGGACUCAUCAAAACAUAAGCUUACGUUGACACGACUGUCUUCAGCGCCGAUACCAUUCACUGUGCUCAGUCUCAGCGGCAACGCCUGUAACGAGGACUUACUUGCUGUUUGCGGCCUCAAAGAGUGCCACAUACUCACAUUUAACAGUGGAGGUGCAGUAGUCGAUCAUCUUGUACUGAACACUGGCCUCGAAGGAAAUAACUAUGUGAUCAAAGCGAUUUGGCUACCCGGGUCUCAGACGCAGCUGGCUUUGGUGACAUCUGACUUUGUCAAGAUUUUCGAUCUCAGCAAGGACCUAAAUAAUCCGAUGCAUCACUUCCUUGUGCCUAGUGGAAAGGUCCGUGAUGUAACAUUUGUGAACCAAGACGGUGUAAUGCAUAUGCUGUGUAUGAGCUCUGCCGGCCACAUCUACUGGCAACCGAUGAGCGAAGAGUCCCGCGCUACACUUGGUACUUUUUAUGUCACCAACACACUCGAGGUGCUGCACCCAGAGAUACAGGAUGUGGCGGGGCUAGUCGGAGGCGGUGGUGUUUCCAUUUAUUAUUCCCACACGCUCAAGAUGCUAUUCUUUUCCUACGCCCAAGGCAAGAGUUUCCUUGCCCCUUUUAACACCGUAGAAGAAAGUGUUAAACGCACGGCUAUGAUAACCUUGUCGUCAUCAGCGUCGCAGAAGGAAGGUGGUGGACGCAGUGGCAAACAGGGAAGUGUGCAGUCACUGUGUCAAUGGGCCGAAGUGCCUGGACAUCCAGGUCUCGUCACCGCCGUGAUGCAGGCCUCCAACAAUCCCGUUAUACUUAUGCUUACGCCUACCACCAUUUACAUUCAGGAGAUAAAGGUAGUACCGGCAAAAGCGAAGAUCACAGACAUGGUGGCGGUGCGGCACUGGUGCAGCAUAUUCGGUGAGCUGAAAAGCACGUUGAUCCUGCUGUGCGAGGACGGCAGCCUGCGCAUGUACCUGGCGAGCGCGAGCAGCACGGGCUACUGGCUGUCGCCCACCAUCCAGCCCACGUACGCGCCGCGCCGCCGCCCGCGCGCACUGCCGCACCACGCCAAGCCCAAGCUGCAGCAGGCUACCACCAAAUCUAACACGAACGGUGCUCCUCAAUUCCCGAUCGAUUUCUUUGAGCACUGCGUCGCUAUGACGGACGUCGAAUUCGGUGGAAAUGAUUUGCUGCAAGUGUAUAAUACUGCACAAAUAAAGAAUCGCCUGAACACCACAAGUUUGUAUGUCGUAUCCACAAAAAUGAGUGGCUUCUCAAUGGAAGUGAUAAAUUCCGACCCCAAUAUGGUCAUUUGUGGUAUUAGAGUGUUACUCGGGAGUCAGGAUGUUGCUCGGACUCCAUCCUAUGUAGAGAUCUAUGGCCGAUCGAUACCAACAAUAGUAGUACGCAGCCGCUGGUUCGAUAUACCAUUAACUCGCGAGGAGUCCUUACAAUCAGACAAAAAACUUGUGAUCAACUUUGGACCAUCGCAAGACCCUGACGGCGUAACAACGGUUGACUCUGUUAAGGUAUAUGGAAAGAACAAGGAGCAAUUUGGUUGGCCAGAAGAAAAUGAGGAUGCUUCAGCAUGUCCAUCCACAAGCAAGAUUGCCCAGGAGUCUGAAGGAUUCAGCGGACCUUGGAGACCAAGCUCUUUAGAGCGCCUUGCUUGUGCGGCGCUGGAAGCUUUAGAGUUGGCGGCUGGUGCGCCGGUGGUUGCAGCUGCCACGGCUGGCAAUGUUGCUGCUGUCACUUCUGGUGCAACGAAUGCCACUACUGCCACGAUUGCCUCAAAUGCCACUAUCACCACGACUGAUAUGCCAAGUGCGGAAGCGGCGGCAGAAGCUGGUGGCGAGGCGGCUAGGAAACUGUUGUGUUCACCUGCCUCUGCGCAGCUUCACGCGCGCGCCCAGUGUCUACUUCGCGCCAUUUAUCAGUCGCACUACCACCAGUUUAAGGACCAAGCGAUCCUGACAUACGUGUGCACGUCGCUGCGCGAACUGCGUGACACGGCGGACCCGCGCAACAUUGACCCCGAGGCGUACUUCCGACUCGUGUUGCUGGCGCGUGGCGUGGCUGUCGCCCGCCCCCACCACCUCGUCAAGUUCACACCACCCACGCCCUCCAUACCCGACAACGGUGAUUGGUCGUCGCUGUGGAAGGGCGAUUAUGGCGAAGGCUCGGGUGGCGGUGGUGGCGGAGCGGCGGGCCCGCACCUGUGCGCGCUGCUGGUCGGUGUGCUGUGGCGCCUGGCGGGCGUGCGCGCGCCGGCCGUGGGCGGCGUGCUGGUGCACGGCCUGCGCCACGUCGAGCACACGCUGCACGCGCUCGCCGACACGCUGCACGCCUUCCAGAUGCACGCCGACACAGACAUGAUUGACUUUGGAAAUCAAAUCUACUUAUCACUUCUCUUGGCUGAAGAUCAAAGCAUAAGUUUCGGUGCCAAAGCAGCUAUGAUGAGAGUCUUACGACCACGCGUUAAAAGGCGACGUGUAUACAUACCUUCACCACCCAAUACGCCAGGUGCGGUAUCGUCAGCAACAAUGGCUCCACCGGCAAGUUCAACCACUGAGGCUGCAGCCUUAGAAUCUGAUGUAACUGCAAACCGAGAAGAGAACCAAGAGCAUCAAUUCAUGGAUGUUGAUGAUGCACUCGAACCCAUGGUUUUACUUGCUCCGGAUGGAGGUCUGGAGGCGCUGCUGGACAUCCCGGCGGACGCGGACGACGAGACCAUGGUGCAGCUGGCGAUCGCGCUGUCGCUGCAGGAGCAGCCGCGCCGCGCGCCAGCCGCGCCGUCCGCGCCGCCGCCACCUGCGCCAGCGCAAGUGUCUGCCGCCGCGCCUGCGCCCGCUUUCAGCGACGCAAACGACGUCACCGCCUCGCCUAACGGUUCGGACGACGAGGGCAGCACGGCGGCGACGGACGGCAGCACACUGCGUACGUCACCCGCCGAGCCGCCCGGCUCCGCGGGCUCAGCCGCCUCCGACAGCGGCGGCUCUGCCGCCGACAGCAUCGGCGCCGUCUCCGGACGCUCCAGCGCUUACGCAGGACCAUCAACGUCGUUUACUCAACCCGUGCCGUCAUCAUCUCGCACCAUCGAAGCGGAAAGCGAAACGCGAAAAUUACACGCCCUUCGACUUUCUCUGCUGUCAGCUGCAUUGGAUGCAUUGCCGACUCUUCGCAAUUUACCAGGAGUGCGGGCUAUACCUUUUGUUCAGGUGGUCCUAAUGUUGGCCGGAGACGUAGACUCGAGCGUGGAAGGCGAUCGCGCGGUGCUGGACCGUCUGCUGGAGCUGCUGGUGUCGGAGCUGGACAUCCCGCGGGAGGAGGGCGGCGAGCGGGAGCGCGGCGAGCUGCAGCUGGCUGUCAUGCGGCUGGAGAUGCUGGUGUCGGAGCUGGACGUGCCGCGCGAGCAGGCCGGCCCGCCCGUGCACGAGCGCACCAACAGGCGCGAGCUGCAGCUCGUCAUCAUGCGUCUGCUCAGUGUGCUAAUGGCUCGUUGGAAGACGUGCGGCGGCAGCGCUGGCGCUGGGGCUGGCGGGGGUGCGGGGGCGGGGGCGGGGACGCGCGCAGAGGCGACGGGCGCCGCGUGCGCCGCGCACGUGUCGCGCCUGGCGGCCGCUGCGCUCGUGCGUGCCGGCGCGCCGCGCCACUGCUACAACGUGCUCGCUGCGCUGCUACCAUACUGGAAGGAGAAGACAUCCAGUACCACUACUACUACCACUACGCCUGGACAACAACUUCUCAAGCCGCAACCGCCACAACCGCUACCAGACAUGCAGCCAUUCUUCGUCAAAGAAUAUGUUAAAAGUCAUGCUCUCGAUGUCUUCGAUAAUUAUCCUCAACUGCUGAUGGAAAUGGCGCUACGGCUCCCGUGUCAGAUACACAAACAUUGUGACCCGGCACACUUUGAUGCGCGUUGGCGCACCCUCCUCUGCGAGUAUAUGAUGAACCCGCAAACACCACUGAGAAAACAAGUGCGCAAAUUGCUUCUCUUGUUGUGCGGUACACGCGAACGCUACCGACUGUUGCGUGACGUGCAUGCUUUAGACACGCAUUUGAAUGCUGCACGUGAGCUGGUCGACACGCCCGAACCGGCAUAUGACAAACUAGUGCAACUUAUGGAUCAUCUCAAGGCGUGCGCGGAGAUAGUGAACGCGCGCACAGGCAACUGGCAGCACACGUGUGCGACGGAGCGGCGCUCGGCGCUCCCGUGGCUGGUGUCGGUGGCGCGGCGAGUGCACCCGCACGUGGCGCCCACCGUGCUGCAGCUGCUGCAGGCCGCGCUCUGCGCGCCGCCCCACCAGCGACACGACGCCAAGCCAUCUUCGGACUGGCCAGAACGUGAGCGCAGUGCGGACAGUGACGCGUUUGUGUCCGACGGAUCUAAGUUCCAAGAACAAAAAGUACCAAUACUUGUACAACAAAUUUUAAAACAGGUGUCUCAAGAGGAAUUAAAGAUGUUCGUCAAGGUAUUCCUUCUGGAAACAAAUUCUACGGCAGUCCGUUGGCAGGCGCAUGCGCUUCUUCUUGCAAUUUACAAUAACUCCCCGCAACAAGAGCAAGCGUCACUCGUUUCAUUGUUGUGGAGUAUUUGGCCCACAUUGCCUCAAUAUGGCCGCAAAUCAGCUCAGUUUGUCGAUCUUCUGGGAUACUUUACGUUGAAGACUCCCAAUAUUGAAACUGAGAAGUAUCUGGGCAGCGCAGUAGAGUUGCUGCGGCGGCAGAACGAGUUGCUGUCGUCGCACGGCAACGCAGCGCUGUACGCGGCGCUCGGCGCCUACGUGGAGCUCGACGGCUACUACUUGGAGUCCGAGCCCUGUCUCGUCUGCAACAACCCCGAGGUGCCCAUGGCCACCAUCAAGCUCCCCACCAUUAAGAUCGACUCGAAGUUCACGACGACGACGCAGAUCGUGAAGCUGGUGAACAGCCACAUGAUCAGCCGCAUCGCACUGCGCAUCGGCGACAUCAAGAGAGGCAAGAUGGUGCGCACCAUCAACUUCUACUAUAACAACCGCACCGUACAGGCCGUGCAGGAGCUGAAGAAUAAACCCGGAAUGUGGCAUAAAGCGAAACGCGUCCAACUGCAGUCUGGACAGUCCGAAGUGCGAGUGGACUUCCCGCUUCCUAUUGUUGCCUGCAAUCUAAUGAUGGAAUAUGCCGACUUUUAUGAGAACCAACAAGCAACCGGUGAAUCAUUACAAUGCCCGCGGUGCUCACAAUCCGUACCGGCGAAUCCCGGCGUUUGUUCCAACUGUGGUGAAAACGUGUUCCAGUGCCACAAGUGUCGGGCCAUAAACUACGACGAGAAGGACCCGUUCCUGUGCCACGCGUGUGGUUUCUGCAAGUAUGCGAAGUUCGACUACACGCUGACGGCGCGGCCGUGCUGUGCGGUGGACACCAUCGAGAACGACGAGGAGCGCAAGAAGAUGGUGCAGACCAUCGGCGCGCUGCUCGACAAGGCGGACCGCGUCUACCGGCAGCUCGUCGCCAACAAACCCGUGCUCGAGUCGCUGGUGCACAAGAUCAGCGAGCACAGGCUGGAGACGCGCGCGGACGAGAACAGCAACGCGGUGGGCGCGGGCUUCAGCGGCGCGCAGAUCAACCGCGUCAUACAGACGCUCGCGCACAAGUACUGCGUCGACAGCAAGGGCUACUUCGAGGACCUCUCCAAGAUCAUACAGAAGGUGCUGGCGUGCAGAAAAGAAUUAGUGUCCUAUGACAAAUCACAAAGUGAACAAUUGAAAGGUGAAACUCUACCCGUGUAUGCCGGACUGGUUCAGAAUUAUGAUGGAGAACUUACUAAAGAGUCUGGCGGCGGGUGCUACGGGUGCUCGCUGGCGAGCGCGGAGCAGUGCCUGACGCUGCUGCGCGCGCUGGCCUCGCAGCCCGAGCACCGCGAGCGCCUGUGCCGCUUCGGCCUCGUGCACGAGCUCGUGCACCACAACCUGCACAGCGCCACGCCACAGAGUCAAGAAGAAGUUCGUGCAUUGAUAUGCCUCGUAACGCGCGACAAUUUACCAGCGACAGAACAGCUCUGUAACUUGCUAUCUCAGCGAAUCACACUAUCUCUAAUGGGACAUGCGGCUUCUCAAGAUCAUAACAACUCCGUACGUCCUUUGGUACUGCUGUUGGGAUCACUGGUGAAGGUUCAAGAUUCUGUUGAAUGCUGGGAAGCUAGACUUCGCUGUAUUGUUAAACUCUGGGUGUGGUGUAGUCCGCAAUUGACCGAAGUUGCUGGAAUCGCUCCAGCGGCCAGCACUUUACUUAAAACUGAAGCUCUGGCUGGCAUUCCUGGCAUUAACAACUCUUCACCAAACUCCCAUCAGUUUGCACUGCAACAAGUCGCUCUGCCCUGCCUCGGUUACAUGCAACAGUUGAUGACGCCCGCAACUCCGGCCACAGCUGCUACUACAGCAACAGAAGAACAAAAUAAAGACUCCAAGCAGGAGAGCGCACCGGCGAGCACCGAGGCGGCGGCUCCGCUAAGCCAGUCCGGCAAGCUGGUGGUGGACCUGGCAUCGUGGCUGGCGGGGCGCGUGGCGCACCGCCAGUGGCGCCAGCUGUCGGCGCGCACCGCGCCGUUGCCUGACGACGCCGCGCUGCCGCCGCGCGACGUGCGUCUCGCGCGCAAGUACCUCGCCAAGUGGCGCGACCGGGUACUAUUAUCUCAUGGCAUGCGGCCUCUCGCUCUCGAAGACGGUGGCUGGCUCCGACCGGUCAUGUUUGAUCCAAGCUCUCGCAUAGCCAGGGAUACGGCUUGUCAAAUGGUUAAAUCGCUUUGCGAUUCUUAUGAACGAACAAAAGCAGUGCUGAUUUUAUUAACAAGUUUCUUGCCUGAAGUAGGCGCAGCAGGCGAGGCUAGUGAACAAUUUUUACAGCUCUAUCAAAGUUUGGCAUCUGAAACCCCGUGGAAGCAAUUCCUUGCACUCCGUGGUGUAUUACAACAGAUAGCCGAUUUAAUGACAAAGGAGAUUGAACACUUGCACCGAUUGGAAGAGACCACUCUCACAUCAGAUCUGUCUCAAGGGUACGCGCUGAAGCGGCUGACGGAGCUGCUGGCGAUGUUUCUGGAAGAGGGCGGCGCGCGGCGCGUGUACAAGGGGCGGCUGGUGGGCGCCGUGCUGGGCGGCUACCUGUCGCUGCGCCGCCUCGUCGUGCAGCGCACGCGCCUCACCGACGACACGCAGGAGAAGCUGCUCGAGCUGCUCGAGGAGAUGACCACCGGAACCGAAACAGAAACUGCGGAGUUUAUGGCAGUUUGCAUAGAGACGGUACAAAAGUAUCCACUACAUGACUAUCGCACGCCUGUCUUUAUAUUCGAGCGUUUGUGUUCUAUUAUCUAUCCAGAAGAAAAUGAUGUUGGAGAGUUCUUCCUCACGCUUGAAAAAGAUCCGCAACAGGAAGACUUUUUGCAGGGUCGCAUGUUAGGGAAUCCAUAUUCUUCACUGGAACCCGGCAUGGGUCCAUUGAUGAGAGACGUGAAGAACAAGAUAUGUACAGACUGCGAAUUGGUGGCUCUAUUGGAAGACGAUAACGGCAUGGAGCUUCUUGUUUGCAAUAAGAUUAUGUCACUUGAUCUGCCGGUUAAGGAAGUCUACAAGAAGGUAUGGUGCACAUCGGGCGAGGGUGUAGACGCUAUGCGUGUAGUGUAUCGUAUGCGUGGACUGCUCGGCGACGCUACAGAGGAGUUCGUGGAAACGCUGAGCCAGACCAAUGCCGAGGCUGUGGACGAUGAGCAGCUGUAUCGCAUGGCCAAUGUCCUGGCUGAUUGCGGCGGGCUGGAAGUGAUGCUGGCACGCCUGGCAGCGAUCAAGCGCGUGGGUGGAGCGCGCGCGCUGUGCUCGACGCUGCUGCGGCUGCUGGCACUGUGCGCGCGCGUGCGGCGCUGCGUGCGCGUGCUCACGCGCGCCAACACGCGCGCGCUACCCGUGCUGCUGCGCGCGCUGCAGCUGGCGGCCGACGAGGAGCGCGACAUGCCGCGCGCGCACCUCGUCUACCAGCUGCUCGAGAUAAUGGAGCGCAUUCUAUCAGUGGCAGCUAGUGAAAGCCUCGAGUCAUUUUUGCAGUUCUCACUCACUUUUGGAGGACCGGAAUAUGUACAGGCUCUGCUCAAUUGCACUGAGUGUCCAGGUAUACGAAACAACUCUGUUGCACUUGGCCACUUGACCCGCGUGUUGGCGGCUCUGGUGUAUGGUAAUGAUCUCAAAAUGGCGAUGUUAGUUGACCACUUUAAACCGGUACUGGAUUUCGACAAGCUUGACUCUGAGCAAUGGACAGAAGAGGAGUUCCGUAUGGAACUAUUCUGCGUUCUCUGCGCUAAUAUCGAAAGGAAUUCUAUCGGCGGAACGCUCAAAGAUUAUCUCAUAUCGUUAGGCGUGGUCCGGGAUGCAUUGGAAUAUAUAGUGAAACAUGCACCGUGCGUAAAACCAACGCUCGUAUGCACGGACUCGGACGAGUUGAAAGAGUUUAUUAGCCGACCUGCAUUGAAGUAUAUUCUGCGCUUCCUCACUGGACUCGCCACGGACCAUGAACCAACACAGAUGUUAGUGUGCGAGAAGGUGAUACCGAUCGUGCACCGUUUGGAGCAAGUGUCAUCAGGCGAGCAUGUGGGCUCUCUCGCUGAGAAUCUGUUAGAAGCGCUGCGGUCUCAACCGCAGUGCGCCGCUAAAGUGCAGCAAGUGCGGGACUUUACACGACAGGAGAAGAAGCGUCUGGCGAUGGCGGUGCGCGAGCGGCAGCUGGGCGCGCUGGGCAUGCGCAGCAACGAGCGCGGCCAGGUGACGGCGCAGUGCUCGCUAACGCAGCAGCUGGCCGACCUGGCCGAGGAGGCCGGCGCCGUCUGCUGCAUUUGCCGCGAGGGCUACAAGUACCAGCCCACCAAGGUGCUGGGCAUCUACACGUUCACGAAGCGGUGCCCGGUGGAGGAGUUCGAGGUGCGCGCGCGCAAGACGCUGGGCUACAGCACGGUGUCGCACUACAACAUCGUGCACGUCGAGUGCCACAUGGCCGCUGUGCGCCUCGCCCGCGCCAGAGAUGAAUGGGAAAGCGCGGCCCUACAAAACGCGUCGACGCGGUGCAACGGUCUAUUGCCUCUGUGGGGGCCACACGUACCAGAAUCUGCAUUUGCAAGUUGCCUUGCUAGACACACAACGUACUUACAGGAGUGCACAGGGCACCGUGACAUCGGGCACACGUGCACAAUCCACGACCUGAAGCUGCUGCUGCUGCGGUUCGCGCGCGGGCGCACUUUCCACGACGACACGGGCGGCGGCGGCCCGCUCUCCAACAUGCAGCUGGUGCCCGCGCUCGUGCACAUGGCGCUCUACGUUAUCAACACAACGCGUGUGGCGGGACGUGAGUUGACCGCGCUGGAGACUUCGCUAAACUGGGCGCCGGCGCGACUGCUCGAGUCUGCGCACGACGCUGACGGACCGUUGUACUUUGCUACGCUCACACUUCUUCUCUACCCACACGCCAAAUGGCGCGCGGUGCGCGUGAGCACGCUGAAGCGCGCGCUGCUGGUGGCGCAGGCGCGCGGCGUGGCGCCGGGCGGGCCGCCGCUGCGUGCGCUGCCGCCUGACCAUCGCGAGCCGCGCCCUUGGCCGGACUACAAGCCCUACGCACUCUUCGUCGCGCUCAUCGACCUGCUCUACUCUGUCAUGUUUAAGAAUGUCGCUGCAACAACGGUUGAGCAAUGGCCGAUCAAGCUGGCAGAGUAUAUUCGCCAUAACGAUGAAGCGAACGCGAAGGCCGCUGAGCGCAUUGUCACCACGCUGACCGACGAACUACUGCCGUGCGCCUCAUUUGCGGAGUUCUGCGACGCGGCGGGCCUCCUCGAGGACAUCCCUAGCCCCGACGCCUUCCUCCAGGUGCUCUUAGAAGAACAACCUUGA